Molecule: messenger RNA, 2334 nt
Organism: Glycine soja
Lineage: Eukaryota; Viridiplantae; Streptophyta; Magnoliopsida; Fabales; Fabaceae
Exons: 3
Coding region: 452-1987 (511 amino acids)
Biological process (GO): ubiquitin-dependent protein catabolic process; positive regulation of proteasomal ubiquitin-dependent protein catabolic process; protein polyubiquitination
Cellular component (GO): cytoplasm; ubiquitin ligase complex
Molecular function (GO): zinc ion binding; nucleic acid binding; ubiquitin protein ligase activity
Source: RefSeq, a predicted model, not a curated record
AUGGGUUGUUAAGCUGCUGAAGUUGUCGUCUUCUAGAUUAUUAGGGUUUUUAUUCUGUUGCAGAGACAGUGGUUGAGAAUCACUGCUCAAAAGAAGAAGAAUAAUAGUACCAAAUUCCAACCAGAUAAGGAGUGUGGAAUUUCGAAGUUUCACUUCUUUCUUUUACUACUACUUGAUACCCUUUUCCUUUCUCUCUCUUCUCUUAUUCUCGUUGUUUAGUUACCUACCGUGGAUCAAAGUCAAUACCCUACCUCGCUCCUUUUUUUUUUUUUUUAAUUUGAUUUCUUUUGGGUUUAGCAGCCUCCCCAAAAGGGUUAUUUUAUUUUGUUAUGACAUUCUGUAAUUUCCCCCAAAAAUUGAUUUUUUAGAUCGAUUCGUUGAUGGGUCAUGCUGGGGUGUUGUCAAUCGUUGUAAUGGCUAAUUGAAGUUCUGUGGGUGUUUUGUUGGGAAAAUGGGGGAUCAAGGUGUUAAUGUUGGGAGAGAGGAAGAGGAAGAUGAGUUUUGCAGUUGUUGUGGAGAUGAAGAUGAGGAAGUGUGGAAAGAGACUGAGGAACCUGUUGUGGAAAAAGGUUUGAAGGAUGAGCUUGAUGAAUUUUCAGUGAAAAUGUUCUUUAAGGGGUUGUCAAUGGCAGGGGUCGAAAAUUUAAGUUCUGGGUUUUCAGGGAUUGGAGUGUUCAUGGAAAGGUCUUCAGGUCUACCUGCUAUAAGGGUGCAGAAAAAGCUUGACUUUUAUGCGGAGGAGUCUGUGGUUGACUAUUUGGCACUCUUGGAUGGGUUGCUGGAAGCUGUGCAGAAAAAGAUCCGCAGGGUUUUUGCUUUCACUGAUUCUGAGUUGUUGCAUGAUCAGAUAACAUUUGGGAAAAAAUUGGAGAUGCCUCUUUUGACGGCACUGCGAGAAAGGAUUCUUGAACUUGCCAAUAAUUUUGAAGAUUUUGUUUUAAAGCUUAUACCUUCUAGUGAUCUUGAGCAGCCACUGCAUUUGGCCAAAGUAGCUAUUGGACUUGUUACUUUCCCUGUAAAUGAUGAGAGAUUGCUUAAGAACUGUUCUAUUUGCUGUGAUGACAAGCCAGUGCCAAUUAUGAUUACCUUAAAAUGUUCUCACACAUUCUGUUCACAUUGCUUGAGGGCCUAUGCUGAUGGUAAAGUACAAUCUUGUCAAGUCCCUAUAAGAUGCCCUCAACCAGGAUGCAAGUAUUGCACAUCUGUAACUGAGUGCAGGUCUUUUCUUCCAUUCACCUCCUUUGAAUCUCUGGAGAAAUCCCUUUCUGAAGCAAAUAUUGGCUGUUCAGAUAGAAUUUAUUGUCCAUUUCCAAAUUGCUCUGUUCUCCUUGAUCCUCAUGAAUGUUCAUCAGCAAGGGACUGUUCAUCUAGUCAGUCUGACAACUCUUGUAUCGAGUGUCCUGUUUGUCGGAGGUUUAUCUGUGUGGAUUGUAAGGUUCCUUGGCAUUCUUCUAUGAGUUGUGUAGAAUACCAGAAUCUGCCAGAGGAGAGGGAUGCUUCUGACAUUACCUUUCACCGUCUUGCUCAGAAUAAAAGGUGGAAGCGUUGUCAGCAGUGUCGUAGAACGAUUGAGCUUACUCAAGGCUGCUACCACAUGACAUGCUGGUGUGGACAUGAGUUUUGCUAUUCAUGUGGUGGGGAGUACCGAGAAGGGCAACAAACAUGCCAGUGUGCAUAUUGGGAUGAAGAUAACUCUGAUGACUCAGUGGCGCACUCUCUUCAAGAAUCAGAACAAUGGGCAUGGGAGACAUUCAAUUCUCUCUCCAUGAUUGUGGAUGCAUACUCGGACCAAGAACGAUCGCAGCUUGCUCUUAUUCAAAGGUUCCUAACUGGGGGUUUCAGUCUCAGUGACCAUAAUCCUUACCAAUCUCCUCCUCGCAGUACAGAGUCCUAUGUAGACCCCAUGAAGGAUCUACAUCAACUUCCAUGGCUAGAGAGGUUUGUGUCUGUGAUAAGUGACAACUACUAUGAGGAUUACAUUCAAUGAAUGAAACUGUGAUAGAUCAUAGACUACCUAAUAAGUUCAUCAACUUUCAAUCUCAACUAAGUUUUGAAAGGAUGCAGGAAGAGUUUGUGACUAUGUCCACUUUACAUCAAGAGGUGUAGCAACAUUUACAUCAUGGAAUUUCUUGUUUGUUCCCCGUUUGGAUAUCUUUAACCUCAGGUGAAGAAUCUGUUUCAUGAUGAUUCUCUUUAUGGAAAGAAAAAGAAAAGAAAAAAGGGGGGGGGGGGGGGGGGGAGGAAUUUGGGAGUGAAAACAUUUACUUGUGGUUGACUGGUUGGAAAGAAUACAAUGAUAGGUGACAGAAUUCUGGAUUUUUAAUUUUGGUCCCA